CGUUCUAGUCUCGCACCAACUUUUUUUGUCAUCUGCCCCGCCGGCGGGUGCGGGCAAGCCGUAUACAGGAGCUCGUAAAGUGUCUAAAUGGAUAUUGACAAGCGUCUUUUUGGGUGAUCGACCAAUAACUGAUUAUCCUUAUGCUCGAAUGAGGCUACUUAAAGCGCAAUCCCGUCCUGCCGGGGGCCGAGGUCCUUGCUGUCCUAGCCGAGUGGCGGGUUUUGGAACUUACGCUUCCUCCGAUUGCUUAGACGCUGCGCCGCUGCCGCGCCGGGCGUCUUGGUCUCGCAGCUAGCCCAGGCGCAUAGGGUUAGCCGCUCUGUGGAGCGGCCUGACCACCUUUUUUUGCAACAAAAAAAAUAUUUUACAAGAAUCACCUAAGGUACAAACAGAUAGAAGAUCACUAAGCUAGUCGGGCAAAAUGGAGUGGGACGCCGCCGAACAGGGCAGGAGCCUUUUGCCGAGUACUAAACCCGACGACGACGACGCGCCGCAGCUGAUAGACGACCUGCGGCGCGCGGUGGCCGCGGCGACGGGCGCUCCGGCCGCGGCGCGGGCCGACGCGGUCGCGGCCGCGCGCGCCCUGGCGGACCGGGCGGCCGCGGCCCCGGACGCGCUGGACGAGCAGGCCCGGCGCGACCUACGGGCGGCGCUGCGGGCCCUCGAGCGCCUCGAGCGCGCCGACGCCCCGCCCGGCGAAGGGGCCCCGCCCGGCGCGGCGGGCGCGGCCGGCCCCCGCCAGGUCCAGCUGCAGAUCGACGCCGAGGACGCGUACUCGGCGCAGCUCGAGCGCGAGCGCGCCGAGGAGAUCGAGCGCCUCGCGGCCCAGGUCUCGACCGUGAACAUGAUCUACCGCGACAUCGCCUCGCUCGUCGGCGCGCAGCAGGAGGACGUCGACGAGAUCGAGGACCUCGUGUCGCGCUCGCACGACCGGACGACGAGCGGGCACCGUCAGCUGGAGAGAGCCGUCCGGCGCCGCGUGCAGAAGCACCGGUGCUGCGCCUAUUUCCUGUGCUUCCUGCUCCUCCUCAUCGUGCUCGUUGUACUCGCCGUCAUCGUCGCGCGACACGUCCCCGCGGCCGCGCGGUGAGCGAGUCGGUUUUUACUAUAUUUGUG
This is a messenger RNA of Pelagomonas calceolata, 1116 nucleotides long. NCBI's taxonomy places the organism in Eukaryota, Pelagophyceae, Pelagomonadales, Pelagomonadaceae. The record is from the annotation of a GenBank genome assembly.